CUUGCAUUAACUUUUUUCCCUCAUCAGCACACUCCCAAAGAAAACCACCAACAACGUCGUGGAGACCAACUCCGAUUAGUACGGUCCACGGCAUAGUAGUCGUGGUCACGUGACGCACACGCUCUCUCCCCUUCCCUCUUAGGCUCAUAUUUCUCUUUCUUUUCUGUUUAUUUUUUCAAGAUUUUCUUUUUCGUACUUCCCAUAAUUGCAGAAAGUAGAAUUGAACGUCAACUUGAAAACCAGAACCCCUCGUGUCCCUGUUUUCGACCCUUGAAAUUCCCCAAUUUCACACACUCUGUAACUAGUAAAAAUGGAGGAAGAUUUUGAUGCUGAAAAUUUGGAAGAUGGAGAGUUAUGGCUUCCUUCUGAUUUCUUCUCCAUGGACGAUGUUCAAGCUUCAACUAAUUUCAAUUCGCCAUUAAACUACUACUCUACCUCUAAGCCACGUUGCAUGGAGGACUUGGCUCAGCGAUUUUCUGAUUUUAAUGUUCGUCAACGUCCAAAUUUCUCUAAAUCUCUACAGGGGUUUAAACCGGAUCAGUACAGGUCCACGGUGUCGAGACCAGUUGCGUGCUUUGGUUGUAGUGGCGGCGGAGGUGGUACAGGAAGCAGAUGGCCCGGUUCUUCACCGGUUUAUCCGUAUCAGUUUCUGAACCCGGUUCAAUCUCUGCUUCAUACCUUUAUCGAAGCAAGACCUUGGACUUUGCAAAGGCAGCAAAACCGUUUCACGCCGAACCGGGUUCUGUCCAUUCCGGGAAGUGGAACGGCGAUGGGUGCUCAGGGAGGAACUGGCGUUUUUCUUCCUCGCACUUCAGCCAAUGGCUCCACCACUGUCACCGGUAGAAGUCCUAAUAAUCAAUAUGCAAGAAGUGGUCAUGGUGUGAGAAGUAAACUUGUGGUUCAACUCCCUCGGAAGAAUUUAAUCAAGCGAGAAGAGUGCCAUGGCUAUGUUGCUCCAGUGAGUUUGCCUAAUGACUGGACUUACUGAGCUUUAUUUCUCUGGCUGUAGGAUGAUGUAGAGGAAACUCCUAUUUAUGUUGGAAUUAAAUAAAAAUAAGAGCUUCAAGAAUAAGAAGAAUCCAACAAACAUCAUUUGGAUUUAUAUUGUGUGGAUC
Molecule: messenger RNA, 1115 nt
Organism: Olea europaea var. sylvestris
Lineage: Eukaryota; Viridiplantae; Streptophyta; Magnoliopsida; Lamiales; Oleaceae
Exons: 4
Coding region: 311-988 (225 amino acids)
Source: RefSeq, a predicted model, not a curated record